This is a messenger RNA of Vollenhovia emeryi, 3222 nucleotides long. It is a transcript of the gene Ras64B, whose product is annotated as ras-like protein 2. The coding region runs from base 288 to 887 and encodes 199 amino acids. Gene Ontology annotation, cellular component: plasma membrane. Lineage: Eukaryota; Metazoa; Arthropoda; Insecta; Hymenoptera; Formicidae. Gene Ontology annotation, biological process: signal transduction. The transcript has 4 exons. The record is from RefSeq and is a predicted model, not a curated record. Gene Ontology annotation, molecular function: GDP binding; GTPase activity; GTP binding.
GUAAGUACGCGCGGUCGCGCGGAGGGAGAAUCCCCCGACCAUAAAAAGUUGGCGAGAUCCUCGUCUCCGCGAGGCCGCGCGCAACGAGCCUUGGCGACUCGCUUCGCCGUCGCGAGAAGAGAGCCCGAUCCCGCGUCCGUGGCGCCCGAGACCGCCGAGGCGAGAGAAACCGUCGGCGUAUCGCGUCGGCGCCCGUCGGUCGUGCGCGCCGCGGGAUGAGCGUUUAAUCGCGCGCGUGCGGCGCCAGCGAGAGCAAGCACGAGCGAGCGAGCGAGAGAAGGAAAAAGAUGUCGAGAGCCGCUGACAGGCAGAGCUAUGCGCAGACCUACAAGCUCGUCGUCGUGGGUGGGGGCGGUGUCGGAAAAUCGGCGAUCACGAUACAAUUCAUCCAAAGUUAUUUCGUGACCGAUUACGAUCCAACGAUCGAGGAUUCCUACACGAAGCAGUGCGUCAUCGACGAUGUGCCAGCCAAGCUCGACAUACUGGACACUGCCGGCCAAGAGGAGUUCAGUGCGAUGCGCGAACAAUACAUGAGAAGCGGCGAGGGCUUCCUCCUCGUGUUUGCCGUCACCGAUCACUCGUCUUUCGACGAGAUAUUAAAGUUUCACAGGCAGAUACUUCGGGUGAAGGAUCGAGAUGAGUUUCCCAUGCUGAUGGUUGGAAAUAAAGCAGAUUUGGAUCAUCAUAGGAGCGUAUCAAUUGAGGAGGCACAAAAUAUGGCGCGUCAAUUGAAGAUUCCAUACAUUGAGUGCAGCGCCAAGUUACGGAUGAACGUCGACCAAGCUUUCCACGAGCUGGUGCGAAUCGUCAGAAAGUUUCAACUGUCGGAACGACCACCGCUGAAGCCAAAUUACAAGAAGAACAAGAAGAAAUGUUGCAUGCUGUAAUGACAAAAAUGUUUAUCCUGACAGACGAUUUACCGGACUGAUCGGACCGUAUUUUUUGGUGGUGAGUUCUCAUUCGGGGAGGAAACAGGAAAAGGUAAUGGAAUCAAACUGGCACGAAGAGAGAUUGGAAAUUUUGAGACACCUUGUCGGGAAUAGUUUACACUUCCGCGUAAAUAAAAUAUUCUUUCUCGUGUUUAGGAUUGGAAACUACGCGGAUUUCGAUAUCGAUUACAAACUGCCAACUUUGCGAGAAGUUUACUGAUAAUGAUUACCGCAUGUGCUUUUCUAACUAUCGCGCUAGAAGAUUUUAUCGACGAUUUUCGUCGACGUUUACCGCGACGGUAACGAUAAUAUGAUUAAUUGUUAUGUGACAGUAAAAUAACUUUUUAAUGCCAUCGUACUACUGUUCAAUUUGUAAUAUAUAGAGUUUAAUGGAAAAUGACUUUUCUUCUAUAUAUAGCAGGCCAAUUUUCGUCUCGCACAAAUAUCAGAAGCAACGACAAAUAUAAAUGAACUAUUUUUAUAAUAAAUUUUGCUGAAAGAACAUGGUACAAACUUCUACUCGCCGAGUAAAACAGUUAUCCGUAAUGCGAUGUAUUGCUUAAGACAAUACAUUUGGAUGAUUGAGCGUAUUAUGAUAUAAUUGGGUUUAUAUCGUAUAUGGACAACCGUCCACGGAUCCACAGGGUCCCAGGGUCUUCACAGAUUUGCUUCCGCUCACUGCUGAUCGUCUGGUAUAUUAAUGAUCUCGAAUUGCGGUAAAACACAAAUUGAAGCAAAUAGAAAAACAGAUUUUACCUAACAACGGCGCAAAUUCGUACAAUAUAUAUAUUUAUAUGACCAAUAUUUUGAAAUGUAAAGGGAAUGUUUUAUAUAUACAUACUAAGAACAGAAUAAUUAUAAUUCUCAAAUGUAGAAUAUGCUUUUGCUAUUCAUCUCUCAUUUUAGGAAAAUACUCUAGUUAGAAAUAUUAGUUGAAACACCUUACUUUUAUUCACGCAUAUAAUUCAACGAAUACAUGCCGGCAAUUGUUAGUGUGUACGAUAUCUAAGAGAUGCAUUCGAUCAAAGCAGUUGGAUGAAUAUUUUGUAAUGACGAUUUGGACACAACCACUGUCUGUACUCAGCCACUUGUCGAAAAUACUCCUGCUAUUAUUAGCAACGUUCUAAUUCGUCUUCCUCUAGGUUGAGUCAUAAUGUCUAAUUAUGAAAAUCAAAAUAGUGCAGUGAUAUUGAACGAAACGAACAAAAUAUCAAAUGCAAAUUUACAUUCGAUUUAUGUCUAUGAGAAUUAUUUAAAUUGUUUUUUAUCUCUAUGUCUACACACAACACUUAGUGAUUGAAAUUUUGUGCAAAAUAUAAUAAUACAAUCAGAAUGGGGCCAAUAACAUUUUUAAUGCAGAUGAUCUUGUAAUUAGCAAUAUAUUAAUGCUAUAUACUCCACAAGUUCCAAUUAGCACGCUGCGUUUAAACUCUAGUUUUGAGACAUUGAAGCAAAAUUAAUAGUUUUAAUAUUUAGUUACAUAUAUCUUCUCUUAUAUUGAUUAUUAAAUGUCUUCCAAUGUAAUUAUUCUUUAUGCAUAUAACUUUAUUUAAUGUUGUGUCUACUUUAUCAAAAACAAAGUUACGAUGUUCUACGUAAUUUUAAUGAAAUUUUAAUCUUUUAUCAUUUUCAGCUUAACGAGAAGAAAAAUUUGGAACUUAUAAAUAUUUUUAAAACGUAAAAUUAUAUUACUCUUCUCUUUUCUGUUAAGUAAAUUUGUUCUUAUUUAUCUGUUUACAGAGUGGUACUUGUAAUAAUGUGAUGUAAUAAUGUGCCUAUUGUUAAAAAUGCUAUAUUUGUGGAGAGAUAUGAAAAUGUGUUCAGCUAGUUUCGGUUUCACCAACAACGAGAAAUAUUUUUGCUCGUUUAACUCUUUCAAGUUUCGAGAGAAUCAAUUCGUUACUGGUGAUACCGAGAGGUACUAAUAAUGAUACUAAUAAUAAUACUAGCUUUAAUAACGUAGAAAAUAAUAUUUUACAAUAGAUAUAUAUUAUACAAUAUUAUAAGCCUACAAAACGACACUUUAUAACAAAAAUUACAAAAUUUUUGCGACGAUAUGGUAUCAUACUUAACAAUAAUAAUUUAUACAAAUGUGUAUUUUAUGAAAUGUUACUUAUAUCAUUUACGAAACUCCAAGAAUCGAAUAAGAAAUUCCAUUUAUUUUUGUAACAGUAUAUUUAUAUGUUUAUAAAAAUAAUGUCUAUAGCGAACUGAUUUUUAGAUUCAAUCUAUGUUUGUUAACUUCUGUAAACCAAAUAAUGCGAAUGUAAUAAAAUUAAUUGUUAUUAUGUUC